GUAGUUAGAACGCAGUGCAUUGUGGGACGUGGGCUGACGGUGAAGUCAAGAUGGCUGUGAACCUCAGGCAGGGUAAAGAACCUGCUGUAGGAAGGCCGUGAAUGAAGUUUUGAAUAGAAAAUCCUUCGUCGCUGCCGGUUCAUACUGAAACCAUCGUGCUGUUGAAGUUGUAAUCAACCUGUGAAGGACUUGAUACAUUCACAAACAGCAACAGAAUAACAAACAACUGAGGAUAAAGUCUCGUAUGAAUUCCGACGAGAAGGAGGACUGUGAGUGUGCGCCACCACAGGCCGAGACUAGCCCCGCAGGAGGACUCGAUAGAGACUACGAGGAGCCUGAAGUAGAAAACCCAGAAGCAAGCCGAAUGAAGCGAGCAGCUGCCAAACAUCUAAUAGAGCGCUACUACCACCAGUUAACAGAGGGCUGUGGGAAUGAGUCGUGCUCCAACUCAUGGUGUGCCUCAUCAGUCGGCUUCAGCCGCAUGGAUAAUAAUGCGGCAGCGGUCAAAGCCCUUGAGCUCUACAAGGUCAAUGCUAAGCUAUGUGACCCCCACCCCUCAAAGAAAGGCACUGCUUCAGCUUACCUGGAGAGCAGCGCUCACAGCAACUCAGCCUGCAGCAACAGGAAGAUGAACCAUAAAGAUGUCAACUCUGUACGGGACAAUUUCAAAGAUGUAAUUUACCUGACAGAGGAGAAAGUGUACGAGAUCCUGGACAUCUGUGGAGAGAAGGAGGAUUACUCGCCUCUGAUCAGGGUAAUAGGUCGGGUGUUCUCUAGCGCUGAGGGCCUGGUGCAGAGCUUCCGGAGGUCCAAACCUCACACCAAAGAGGAACUGAAGUCCCUCCAAGGUAAGGAUGAGGACAAGGACGAGGACGAGAAGGAGGCAGCUGCCUGCUCUGCUACAGCUAUGGAAGAUGACUCCCUUGCCUCUUCGUCAUCCUCGAGACUCGGAGAGGGCUCUUCAGGGGAAAACGAUGUCCAAAAGUUGGCCCCCGACGAGGUGUCGGUGGACAUCGAAGCUGUGCGUCGGGUUUACGAGCGCCUGCUAUCCAAUGAGAAGAUUGAAGCCGCCUUCUUGAAUGCACUGGUCUACCUCUCACCCAACGUAGAGUGCGACCUGACAUACCACAACGUGUAUUCACGAGACCCCAAUUACCUAAACCUGUUUGUUAUAGUAAUGGAAAACAGCAACCUCCACAGCCCAGAGUACCUGGAGAUCGCACUCCCACAGUUCUGCAAGGCCAUGAGCAAACUCCCGCUGGCAGCCCAGGCUAAGCUGGCACGCUUGUGGUCGCACUACAGUGCCGAGCAGAUCCGGCGCAUGGUGGAGACCUUCCAGCAGCUCAUCACCUACAAGGUGAUCAGUAACGAGUUCAACAGCCGCAACCUGGUCAACGAUGAUGAUGCAGUGGUAGCGGCCACCAAGUGCUUGAAGAUCGUCUACUAUGCAAAUGUGCUGGGUGGCGACCUCGACAUGGAGCAUAACGAGGAGGAGGAUGAGGAGCCCAUCCCGGAGUCCAGCGAGCUCACCCUGCAGGAGCUGCUGGGCGAGGAACGGCGGAACAAGAAGGGCCCUCGGGUGGACCCGCUGGAGACGGAGUUGGGAAUCCGCACCAACGAUUGCCGGCGGCCGCUCAUCCCCUUUGAGGAGUUUGUCAAUGAGCCUCUGAACGAGGUGCUGGAGAUGGACAAGGACUACACUUUCUUUAAGGUUGAAACUGAAAACAAGUUCUCCUUCAUGACCUGCCCCUUCAUCCUAAAUGCCGUCACCAAAAACCUGGGCCUGUACUAUGACAACCGCAUCCGCAUGUACAGCGAGCGGCGUAUUACUGUGCUCUACAGUUUGGUGCAGGGUCAGCAGCUCAACCCCUACCUGCGGCUCAAAGUGCGCAGAGACCACAUCAUUGACGAUGCUCUGGUCAGGCUGGAAAUGAUUGCAAUGGAAAAUCCUGCAGACUUGAAGAAGCAGCUGUAUGUGGAGUUUGAAGGAGAGCAAGGUGUUGAUGAAGGAGGUGUUUCCAAAGAGUUUUUUCAGCUGGUGGUGGAGGAAAUUUUCAACCCAGAUAUUGGCAUGUUCACAUACGAUGAGCGCACCAAAUUGUUUUGGUUCAACCCGUCAUCUUUUGAAAAUGAGGGCCAGUACACUCUGAUCGGCAUCGUUCUCGGUCUGGCCAUCUAUAACAACUGUAUCCUGGACGUCCACUUUCCCAUGGUGGUCUACAGGAAGCUUAUGGGCAAGAAAGGAACUUUCAGGGACUUGGCCGAUGCCAACCCGGUUCUGUACCAGAGUCUGAAGGAGCUGCUGGAGUACGAGGGCAGCGUAGAGGAGGAUAUGAUGAUCACUUUCCAGAUUUCCCAGACGGACCUGUUUGGGAACCCACUUAUGUAUGAUUUAAGGGAAAAUGGGGACAAGAUUCCAGUCACAAAUGAAAACAGAAAGGAGUUUGUGGCUCAGUAUGCAGAGUACAUGCUGAACAAAAGCGUGGAGAAGCAGUUCAAAGCAUUCAGGAGAGGCUUCCACAUGGUCACCAACGAGUCACCGCUCAAAUACCUGUUUAGACCAGAAGAGAUCGAGCUCCUCAUCUGUGGAAGCAGGAACCUGGACUUCCUAGCACUUGAAGAAACAACAGAAUAUGAUGGCGGUUACAACAGAGAUUCUCGAAUCAUCAAGGAGUUUUGGGAGACGUUGCACUCGUUCGGUGAGGAGCAGAAGCGUCUCUUCCUGCAGUUCACCACCGGCACUGACAGAGCACCUGUGGGAGGGCUGGGCAAACUGAAGAUGAUCAUUGCCAAGAAUGGCCCUGACACAGACAGGUUACCGACGUCUCACACUUGCUUUAACGUGCUACUGCUGCCCGAGUACAGCAGCAAGGAGAAGCUGAGAGAGAGACUGCUGAAAGCCAUCACCUAUGCCAAAGGGUUUGGCAUGCUUUGAGCCCCUGCUCCAAACACUCAGCAAAAGGGACUCCUUCUCAGAAAGCCCAUCAAACCCUGCCCCGCCCUUCCUUUAUCAAACACAAUCUAAAAGGUGACAAAAGACAGACCAGAGUAUGUUUCGAGGAAAAGCAAGUCAAUAAUGAAAGAGACAUGGUUCCAAUAGAGCGCUCUAGUAGUUCUACUGUGCCUGCAUCAUCCCACAUCAGUCAGUGUAAGCACAGAGACCUCCUGAUCAAAGUACCCACCCCCACAUCCACAUUAUGUGAAUGUGCUGCAGCCUCCCCUUCUCUUUUUUUUGUAUGUACAGAGAGGAUCAUUUUCCUUAUUAUUUAUUUUAAGGCUAAAAUGGGUGAUUUUUCAUGCCUGCCUGUUCCUUCCCUUCUUGUGGAAAGGGGGAGGGGUUAAUAUUAAACUGUAAAUUUAGGACAAUGCAUUAACAAGUCAAUAUAAACCCCAUUUAUGGAACAAAAACGUGUUAGAAUAGCCAUGAACUCUCAUUCACAGAUCGUUAACAGAGGAAAUCUAGUUUUAGAGUAGUCCUGACUACAAAAUAUUGUAUCCCCCCCCACUGAAAAAAAAAGAGCUCUCACUGACCAUUCCACUCACAACCAUCGCUUACUGUUUCUACCAAGUCCAUGUUUGAUCAAGGUAAGCAUUUGGAAAAAUUACUGUCAUUUGGUCCAAAACAGGAUAAUCAAAUAGCUAAUUUUCGGUUUUGUUUUGGGCCUUCUUUUUUUUUUUUUUUUUCCUUUUCUGGGUAAGGGGGGGGGGGCGACACCGCAGGUUAGACUAAAACCUUGUCAGAGCUGUGUAAGUGCACUUAGACAUUUUCAGAAUGUUUGUUUUUUGGCCACAGGUUGCCAUGAUUGAAGCAUUUUAUUUCCAUGUCUUCCUGUGUUGACGAUUCUAAAUAAAAACAGUAUUUAUAUAUCA
Molecule: messenger RNA, 3870 nt
Organism: Lates calcarifer (barramundi perch)
Lineage: Eukaryota; Metazoa; Chordata; Actinopteri; Centropomidae
Product: ubiquitin-protein ligase E3A-like
Biological process (GO): protein polyubiquitination; ubiquitin-dependent protein catabolic process
Molecular function (GO): ubiquitin protein ligase activity
Source: RefSeq, a predicted model, not a curated record